AUACUGACCUCACGCCGCCCUCCGGAUCAAUCACUGUAUCACCUGCAGGAAGAGCACGACCUAUGGCAGCACACAACAGCGCGCCUUUCUCCGCAAGCAGCGGAACUGCUGGAGCAGCCAAUUACCCUGUCGGAGCUGUGGGCUGCAGUGACGGGCUACCGGUCGAAUUCUACAUUGCUACAUGGGAGCAUGUUGGACCAGUUCUGCUGAAGCUAUUUAACAGGAUUCUUGAAGGAGGCACAUUGACGGAUGACAUGAAAUUUGGAGUCAUAACGCUGCUAUAUAAGAAGGGUGAUAAGCGUAACGUUCGAAAUUGGCGGCCCAUCAGCCGCCUGAAUGUCUCCUAUAAGAUUCUUGCCAAGUUGUUGGCUAGGAGACUGGCGCCCCUACUACCGGGUCUCGUGCACACUGAUCAGGGAGCCUUCGUCCAAGGCAGAUCCAUCUUCGAGAAUGUGCUCAUGGCAAUGGGUGCUUUGGAGAUCAUUCAGCGGGAAGACAGGCAGGUUAUGGUGGCGAUGCUGGAUCUCGAAAAGGCAUAUGACAGGGUCAAUUGGUCGUUCGUUCUUGCAACCCUGCAGCAUAUGAACUUUGGCCCCAUGUUCCGUCUGUGGGUAAAGGAGCUCUACACGGAUUCGACGGCUGCAGUUAUUGUCAAUGGUUUCGUCUCUCCAACUUUCUCCCUUACUCGCUCGCUGCGCCAAGGAUGCCUGCUUACGUCGCUCCUUUUUGCUGUCCAAAUGGAGGUUCUCCUCAAUUCACUUAGAGCAGCUUCGCUCCUUCGAGGCCUGAAGUUGGGUAAAGGUGAGCAAUUGCUGACGGGAGCGAUUGCUGAUGAUCUCCUCUUGGUUACGGAGGCUACUCCAGACUCAAUUACGGAGGCGAAAAGCAUAUUGGACGCCUACUCACAACUCUCUGAAGCGCAGGUCAAUUGGAACAAGUCGGUUUAUUUCUUACCGACUCGCUUCAGUCUUCAAGGGGAGGCAUGGGGCAUGAAGAGAGUACCAGCUCAAGAAUCCGAAAGAUAUCUAGGUGUCCACGUGGCCUUGUCGGACGCGAGACCUGUACAAGACUACAUUUUGGUGGCGAAAUCCAAGUCCGUUCUUAAACGUUGCAGAUCAGCCGUGGGUGUCUCUCUUUUCGGAAGGGCCAUCCUCAUCACAUCAGCAGGUUUUGCACAGCUAUGGUACACUGCGACCGUAAUGCUCAUAUCAAAGUCUACCUUGAAGGCCAUUCGUGCGGACGCUGCCAAGUAUCUGUGGAAGCCCGGAGCGGAAAGUCAAGAUGGCUACAUCUCUAAAUGUGCCUGGAGUAAAGUUACCAACCCACGCAAGGAGGGAGGAUUGGGCAUUCUGGACCCAGAAACACAGAACCUAGCCCUGUUGGGCAAAUGGUUCUGUAAGGUGGCUCACAGUCUGACACAAGGGCCUGGGUGGCAAUUCUUGAGUAUAUUCUACAGCAAGAUCUCGGGCUCCUUCGCGGCCAGGACAUCUGGGCAUGUAUCUUCAUGUCCUCUUUCGUCCGACGACAGCCUUCCUCCACGUUGGCUACAGCAUGUUGGACGGCAUGGACAGCUCUUCAACCGCUGCAGUCCAAGCAGCCUACAACUCGAGAAGAGGUAAAACAACAGACCCUCUUUGACAAUCAAGCCAUUCUCGAUGG
This is a messenger RNA of Chara braunii, 1659 nucleotides long. NCBI's taxonomy places the organism in Eukaryota, Viridiplantae, Streptophyta, Charophyceae, Charales, Characeae. The record is from the annotation of a GenBank genome assembly.